Molecule: messenger RNA, 1449 nt
Organism: Myotis daubentonii (Daubenton's bat)
Lineage: Eukaryota; Metazoa; Chordata; Mammalia; Chiroptera; Vespertilionidae
Product: E3 ubiquitin-protein ligase RBBP6-like
Exons: 2
Coding region: 1-1449 (482 amino acids)
Source: RefSeq, a predicted model, not a curated record
AUGGCCUGUGUGCAUUAUAAAUUCGCUUCCAAACUCAACUAUGCCAUCGCCACCUUUGAUGGGCGGCACAUCUCCCUCCGUGACCUAAAGAAGCAGAUUAUGGGCAGAGAGAAGCUGAAUGCUGCCAAGUGCGACCUGCAGAUCAGCAACGCGCAGACCGAGGAAGAAUAUACCGAUGACAAUGCUCUGAUCCCGAAGAAUGUAUCUGUAAUUGUUAGAAGAAUUCCUAUUGGAGGUGUGAAAUCUACAAGCAAGGCGGACGCUAGACGUCGCACGGAACCAGUGAUGGGCACUUCAACAGUCACUGAUGCCUCUUCUGCUUCUAUUUCUCUGGCCCAGCUUACGCAGACUGCCAAUCUGGCUGAAGCCAAUGCUUCUGAAGAAGAUAAAAUUAAAGCCAUGAUGGCGCAAUCUGGCCGUGCAUACGGCCCCGUCAAUUACGUGAAGGAGCCUCUAGGUCCACCACCUCCAUCUUAUACCUGUUUCCGCUGUGGUAGACCCGGCCAUUAUAUUAAGAACUGCCCAACCAACGGGGAUGAACGCUUCGAGCCUCGCCCUAGGAUUAAAAAGAGCACUGGAAUCCCCAGAAGUUUCAUGAUGGAAGUGAAAGAUCCCAACAUGAGAGGUGCAAAGCUCACCAACACGGGAACCUACGCAAUACUGACUAUAGAGGCAGAGGCAUAUGCAAUUGGGAAGAAAGAAAGGCCACCUUUCUUACCAGAGGAGCCCUCUUCGUCUUCUGAAAAGGACGACCCUAUCCCAGACGAGUUGCUGUGUCCCAUCUGCAAAGACAUGGUGACUGAUGCCGCUAUCAUUCCCUGCUGUGCAAACAGCUAUUGUGAUGAGUGUAUAAGAACAGCGCUCUUGGAAUCAGAGGACCAUACGUGCCCAGCGUGUCAUCAACAUGAUGUCUCUCCCGAUGCUUUAAUUGCCAAUAAAUUCUUGCGACAGGCUGUUACUAACUUCAAAAAUGGAACUGGUGGUUAUACAAAAAGACUGCGGAGACAGUUACCCCCACCACCACCCCCGAUACCGCCCCCGAGACCUCUCAUUCAGCGGAAUCUACAGCCUCUGAUGAGAUCUCCAAUAUCAAGACAGCAAGAUCCUCCGAUGACUCCAGUCACCUCUUCAUCAGGCCACCCGGCUCCCUCUAUAUCUUCAUUAACUUCUAAUCAGUCUCCCUUAGCCCCUGCUGUGCCCGGAAAUUCAUCCACCCCAGUGCCUGGACCUGAUAUAACUGCACCGGUGUCCAUCUCAGUCCACUGGGAAAAAUCAGAUGGGCCUUUCCGGGAUUCCGAUCAUAAAAUAGUGCCAGCCGCAGCCCUUGCCUCAGAGCAUUCAAAGGGAACCUCUUCAAUAACAAUGACUGCCCUUGUGGAGGAGAAAGGUUACCCGGUGCCUGUGCUUGGAACCCCAUCUUUGCUUGGACAGUCACCACCUGCUGGCUAG